Messenger RNA from Nylanderia fulva, 2470 nucleotides. RefSeq names its product acyl-CoA synthetase bubblegum family member 1 (gene bgm). Gene Ontology annotation, molecular function: long-chain fatty acid-CoA ligase activity. The record is from RefSeq and is a predicted model, not a curated record. Lineage: Eukaryota; Metazoa; Arthropoda; Insecta; Hymenoptera; Formicidae. Gene Ontology annotation, cellular component: endoplasmic reticulum; membrane.
UAUUGUUGGCUGACAAUGAGGAAAAUAAGUGAAGGACUUAGUCAACGUGAGUCUAUCGAUCAAUUUCGAUUUCAUUCAUUCUUCCAAUUCUAUGAUUAGGAAUUGCAACAUAGGAAUUUAAUAACAUGCCCCCGCCAUAUAUAACACACUAGACGUCGUAACUCACAUGUGGCGUGAUCGACAUAGGCAGACCCUGAGUUCUGUCUGAAAAGUCAGUAUUGCAAGAGCUUCCAUACAGUUCGGAGUAAUCCAACUCUUUAUUCAUAAUAGUGCACGUGGAGACUGUUUAUUUAGCGAGUGAUUAAAAAACGAGGGCGACAGAAUAAAAUGUCAGCUGUACAAUUUCAUGGCCCUAUAAAUGGAUUAAUAGAUAAUAAGGAAAUGAAUCAAUCGAUCAGAUAUGCAACAGCUAGUGAAACUGGACUUGAUGGUCCUGAUCAGGUAUUGGCUACGGACGUAGAUACCACGUGUGAACCUGAUGGUAAAAUUCGAAUAAAAUUAGACAAGAAUGGAUACAAUUCAUACAUGCCUAUGUCAAUUCCUGGAGUUUUAACCAAAACAGCAAAUCUAUAUCCUGAUCAUAUUGCGUUGGUCUCUAGACCCGAUGUCAGAGGCAAGAGGACCAUGUAUACUUAUCGAGAAUAUGAACAAACUGUAAGAAUCGUCGCUAAGGCGUUUCUGAAGCUAGGUUUGGAGCGAUAUCAUAGUGUCUGUAUAUUAGGAUUUAAUAGUCCAGAAUGGUUCAUCGCCGAUAUCGCAGCUAUAUAUGCUGGCGGAUUUGCUACAGGAAUUUAUACUACAAAUUCUCCAGAAGCAUGCCAAUAUUGCGCUGAACAUAGUCAGGCAAAUAUAAUAGUCGUUGAAGACACGAAACAAUUGGAGAAAAUCUUACAAAUAAAACAAAAUCUGCCUCAGUUGAAAGCAAUUAUUCAAUACGACGGCAUACCCACCACAAAAGAUAUUUUAAGCUGGAACGAUUUAUUGGAAAUAGGUAAAAGGGAAUCGGACGAUAAUCUACUGUGUGUGUUGAAGACGAUUGGAGUAAACGAGUGUUGCACUUUAGUUUAUACAUCAGGAACGGUUGGAAAUCCGAAAGCUGUGAUGUUGAGUCAUGAUAAUAUCUUGCAUGAUGCGCGAGUGUUGUUUUCCUUUUUAGAAUUGAAAGACAAGUCGGAAGUUCUUGUUAGUUAUUUGCCAUUAUCUCAUGUUGCAGCACAGCUAGCUGACAUUAUAGGAACUGUAAUCGCAGCAACUACAGUACACUUUGCGGAUAAAAAUGCGCUCAAAGGUUCAUUAGUAGAAACUUUGAUUGUGGCACAACCGACUCUUUUAUUAGCCGUACCGAGAGUAUGGGAAAAGAUAUACGAGAAAAUGCAAGAAAAGGCGCGCGGUAACGGCGUGAUAAAGACCUGGAUUGCUAAAUGGGCAAAAGCGCAAGGGCUUUACUACCACAUGAAUAAAAUAAAUGGCGUGGAUUAUAAACACUGGGGCUAUGUGUUUGCAAAAUGGCUUGUUUUUGACAAAGUAAAAACAGCACUGGGGUUAGAUAAAUGCCGAAUAUCCGUUACUGCAGCAGCUCCUCUAAGUACAGAUAUUAAAAAAUAUUUUCUGAGUUUGGAUAUACCUAUAUUAGAAGCAUACGGAAUGUCAGAAUGUAGCGGUGCUCAUACAAUUGGCGAUUAUAAAGAAUAUAGACUACACGGUGUUGGAACUCCUUUGCCUGGGGUAUACACACGAUUGGACAAUGUAGAUCAAAAUGGUGAAGGGGAAGUUUGCAUGGGCGGGAGACACGUAUUUAUGGGUUACUUGCAUGCACCAGAGAAAACUGAAGAAGCUAAAGAUAAAAAUGGCUGGUUACAUAGUGGUGAUCUUGGCAGAAUAGAUUCGAAUGGAGUUUUACACAUUACUGGUAGAAUAAAAGAACUUAUAAUUACAAGCGGAGGAGAAAAUAUAGCACCAGCAAAUAUAGAGCAUGCAAUAUUGUCAGAAUUACCAGCAUUAAGUAAUGCUAUGUUAGUUGGGGAUAAAAGGAAAUAUUUGACAGUUCUUGUUACACUAAAGAGCAAUGUGAAUAGUGAAACUGGUGCACCUUUAGAUACGUUGAAUCCCGAUGUAUUAAAAUGGGCAAAGUCUAUCGGUAGUAAUGCUGAGACAGUUACAGAUGUUAUAAGUUCUCGUGAUCCGCUCAUAUAUGGAGAAAUUGACAAAGCGAUCAAAAGAGCAAACGCGCAAGCUGUAAGUAAUGCUCAAAAAGUACAGAAAUUCGAGAUUCUUCCACAUGAUUUUUCAAUUCCAACUGGUGAAUUAGGACCUACAUUAAAACUUAAAAAGAAUAUAGUUGCGAACAUGUAUGCUGAUUUAAUAGAGAAAAUGUAUCAAUAAAAUCUAUAUUUACUCUAAUACUACACAAUACAUAUCACAACACUCUUAAUAAAAAUGAGUAAUGUGAAUAAAGAAACUCUUUACUAUA